Paramuricea clavata is the source of this 1989-nucleotide messenger RNA. The record is from the annotation of a GenBank genome assembly. Lineage: Eukaryota; Metazoa; Cnidaria; Anthozoa; Malacalcyonacea; Plexauridae.
AUGACCAGCGAAAGUGAGGCAAAGACUGUGUUAUUAAGAAAAACUGUUGAAUAUCUUGAUAAAGCAGCCAAACCCAGUGAUGCCAGUGAAGCCAUUGCGCAAAACCCAGUGAUGCCAGUGAAGCCAUUGAUGCCAGUGACGCCAUUAUUCAUACCCCCAAUCUCCGACAUUAAUUUUCAGAGGUACAUUGAUCAUGAACAGGACCAGAAGGAAGUUCUUCGGGUAUUUAUAAGUGACUUUGCUGGACAGUCAAUCUAUUACGAUACCCAUGGCUGCUUUGUGAAACCACACUGUCCUUACGUUUUGGUUCAUGAUCUUUCUCUGGAGCUUGAUCAGCCCGCCGUUCCCAAGUUUAAAGACGGCGCUGAAGAGAAAGAGAUAGAGAUGAAUAACCCUCACCUUGUUACCAAUUUAGACAAUUUUACGUCAUGGUUGAAGUUCUUGCAAAGUUCAGGUGAAUGCCAAGAUAAACAGUUUUCUGAUAGCUCUGGUUACUGUACCACUACAAAAGGACAGAACUUUAAACGUCCACCAGUUUUAAUAGCCUUAACACACAGUGAUAAGAUGAAAGGGAAUGAGAGCAAAAUAGAUUGCGUACAACGUAGAAUCAACAUGGUUUUGUGUGAAGGAAAAUAUGAGAAUAUCAUCCCAGAAUUUUUCCUGAUCGACAGCACAUUGGAAGGUGACGACGGAGAUGACGUGAGAAAACUUCGUAGAAACCUUUUUGACGUCUCGUAUGGAGUCCUUAACCAGGAGAUUUUAAUGCCUGUUACGUGGCUACAUUUUGAAACUGCUCUGAGCCGGAUGCUAUCACCAGAUAGCAAGUAUAUCCUAGUUGACGAAGCUAAGCGGGAAGCUGAGGCCUGUGGCGUUGAGGAAUUUGAUCAAGCUAUCAAAUUUCUGCACCGCCAAGGUGUGGUUGUUCACCACAGUGGAUCUAGCAAGGUUGUAUUGGAUCCUCCCUGGCUAAUGAAUCGUUUUACGAAAGUGAUCACCAUGCCUUGCAAAUUGGAUGCCUCGACCAGGCACGCUCUUGACGAGUUCAAGAGCAAAGGAAUUUUGUUUCAAGAAUGUCUUGCAAAGCUAAAAGACGCCGAACUUCUGGAAGAGCUCAUGCAAAAGUUUAAUUUGAUUAGUCCUUGCCUGCACGAUGGAAAGCCCGCUUUUUAUGUCCCUUCAGUUGCCCCGGCUAUGGUAAAAGGAAAGAAGUUACGUGUUAGCCCCUAUCCAUCGCUGUUUGUGACAUUUCCUCGCCAACUUGUGCCGAUCAGCCUGUUUACCAAGCUGCAAGUGAAAUUAAUUUCCGAGUGGGAAAAGCGCUUCCCCCCUCAACAAACCAGACCUUCCUUCUACUGCAAUUACUCCUUGUUUGCGAUUACUAUGGACGGCGACGUGUACGAUGUUUGCCUAAUCGACCUACACGAGUUCAUCAAGGUUACUGUUCUUCCGAAACAGGUUGAUAACCACAUUCGUCAUUUCAAGUUUGUCAGUCAUCUGAAAGCCAUUUUGAAAAAAUGCCUGAACGACCUUAAAUCUCCAGAUCAAUUAUUAUUCAGCAUGACCAGCUACGACUUCGAAGUGAAAUGCACCUGCUGCGUUGGUAAAGAAGAAAGAAAAUGUUCUCGUCACCAUGAGACCAAAUGUCAUUCUGACCGUUGUGGGCACUUUUGGAAGUUGAAUGACCUUCAGAGAUUCUUGGACAAUCAAUCACCAGCACUUUGUCUGUCGGACGAAUUCUCGUCCGAGGUGUUUGACAUAAAGAAUGUGAGAAUUUGGCUCAAUACUGGUAAGUGGCUAAUGCUAAAGUUGCUUAUACUUUACUGGUGUCAGUGGACAUUGCCCUCCCCGGUCAAGGUCCCCCCCCCCCUGACACCGCUGUGUCUCCCUGGACCGUGUUCCCUAGCUGAUAUUGUCCCGGCGGACGCUAUCCCCAUCGCGGAUGAUUUCCCCCCGUUACGCAUUGUGUCUUAUACCCAAACUAUGCGAUAA